Messenger RNA from Tachysurus fulvidraco (yellow catfish), 2907 nucleotides. It is a transcript of the gene l3mbtl2, whose product is annotated as L3MBTL histone methyl-lysine binding protein 2. NCBI's taxonomy places the organism in Eukaryota, Metazoa, Chordata, Actinopteri, Siluriformes, Bagridae. Gene Ontology annotation, biological process: regulation of DNA-templated transcription. Gene Ontology annotation, molecular function: zinc ion binding. The record is from RefSeq and is a predicted model, not a curated record. Bases 173 to 2734 code for a protein of 853 amino acids. Gene Ontology annotation, cellular component: nucleus. The transcript has 17 exons.
GUUUGUAGCAGUAUCUCCACUUGGCGGCAGCACUGCGCCUUUCAGCAUGAAAGCCACAAUACCAAAAAGGCGCAGAAGAAGCGUGUAGGUGUCUGGAGGGCUUCUGUGUUUAUAUUUUCAGGAGGAAAGUGAUUUAGUAAUUCUGCAAGAUUUACCCUGUAAACACCACAAAAUGCCCAACCAUUGUGUAGCUUAUGGAUGUGGAAAGUCCUACAAGGACAAUAUUAGUAUGUUUAGAUUUCCCAAGGACCGUGGUGAGUUUCUGAAAUGGCAAAAGCAGGUACAAAGAACUCGCCACAAAUGGGUUGCCAAGAUCUCCUCUUUCUUGUGCUCUGAACACUUUAGCAAGGACUGUUUUGAACCCAGACCCACCACGGUCUCCAAAACCAUGGGUUCAAAAGGGCUCAAGCUGAAGAAAGGUGCCAUUCCGACUAUUUUUAUCCGACCGCCCUGCACAAAAUGUAGAGGCCGCAAAACCACCUGUAAAGUAUGCAGUCCAAAGGGGAAAAAGCAAAGUGUGAGCACAGAAAAUCAGAAGCCGGACUCGGAAGUUUGGCCUCCUCUAAAUGCAGACUUGGAUGCUGCAGAGAAAGAGAAUGAAACCGUGGACAAAGAACACAAUGAACAGCAUCCAUCUGAUGAAGAUGGGCAUAUAAGUCCUACAUUUGCCCCGCUUUCUCCUUUGGAAUAUGGUGAUGAUCCAGUUGACAGUAUGACUUGCUUGUUUGCAGUGGUUUGUGAGAUGUGUGGGAUUUCUGGAACCCGUGGAACUUUUUACUCCAGAUCUAAGCGCUUCUGCAGUCCUUCCUGCUCCCGCUCUUUCUCUUCAAACUCUAAAAAAUCCUCUAUAAUGGCACGGUUACAGGGAAGACCUCUUCGGAAAGCUCAUGCAGCACAGACCAAUGCUUCUCCUCAGGUGGAAGUGACAGAACGUCAUCAUGGAAGCACAGCUGUUAGGAAAGAUGCCUCAUCUGGUUUUAACUGGGGAUGCUACCUUGAGAAACAUGGCUGCCUCGCUGCUCCCGUGUCCUGCUUUAGACACGUUCCCCUCUGUGCUCAGUGGGAGGACAUUGAGGUGGGAUUGCAAGUAGAGGUCCUGAAUACUUGCACUACUUUGCUGACCAAGGUCUACUGGAUUGCCACUGUCAUUCGACUUGCUGGUUAUAUGGCCCUUUUACGUUACAUGGGAUUUGAAGAUGAUGAUCGUCAUGAUUUUUGGUGUAAUCUGGGUAUCGCUGAUGUCCAUCCUAUCGGCUGGUGUGCUGUGAACAGUAAACUACUUGUUCCUCCUCAGGAGUUCAACAAACGUAUAAGUGAUUGGAAAUCGUACUUGAUGCAGAGACUUGUAGGAGCAUCUACUAUACCUGUCGAUUUUCAUGUUAUGAUGACUGAUAGUAUGAAGUGUCCCUUCAGGCAGGGGGUCCGUGUAGAAGUAGUGGAUCGCUCUCUGGUUAGUCGAACCCGUACAGCAGUGGUAGACACUGUGAUUGGGGGUCGUCUGAGGCUUAUAUAUGAAGAUGCAGGGCUUGGAUCCUCAGGAGAGGUGCUCUCAGAUUUCUGGUGUCACAUGUUGAGCCCCCUUAUACACCCCAUAAGCUGGUCAGUUCGAGUGGGACAUCUCAUUAAGGAGACAGAUAAGUCUGUUGAUAUGAGCAGUCAUCCAGCAUUCCGUAAGGUUUUCUGUGACAGUGUGCCAGGUCAGUUCAAAAAGUUAAGGACUGUUUAUUUGGAAGGAGGGUUUUUCAGAGAGGGCAUGAAACUGGAGGCCAUCGAUCCUCUGAACCUGGGGAACAUCUGUGUAGCUUCAAUUCGAAAGGUUCUCUUUGAUGGAUAUCUCAUGGUCAGUAUUGACGGUGUGGAGAUUGGAGAUGGCUCAGACUGGUUUUGCUACCAUGCUAGCUCACAUGCCAUCUUACCCACAGGAUAUUGCCAAAGCAAUGACAUAUCCCUCACUCUACCCCCUGGAUACGAUCAGGCAACAUUCACAUGGGACAAAUAUUUGGAAGAAACAGGAGCAGAGGCUGCUCCACGCAGACUGUUUAACACUGAUGCUGUACAACAUGGCUUUGUCCCAGACAUGAAGCUUGAGGCAGUGGACCUAAUGGAGCCUCGGUUGGUGUGUGUGGCUACUGUGCAGCGCUGCGUGGGUCGCCUGCUUCUGCUGCACUUUGAUGGCUGGGAGUCAGAGUUUGAUCAGUGGGUGGACUGUGAAUCCCCUGAUAUCUAUCCUGUGGGCUGGUGUGAGCUUACUGGAUAUCAGCUUCAGCCCCCCAUUGGCCCAGAACCACUGGAACGUACAAGCAAAAAAUCGGCAGGUAAAAAAAAGAGAAGAUAUGUAAAGAAAAAAACAAGUGAUGAUGCAUCAAAAACUUCAGUGUCUCAGCAAGAUGAACAUCUCCAGUCAGACCAUCACCCUAUACCUACUCGUUCUCAAGACAUGCCGUCUCUACCUGCAGACACACACAUGCGGCCUGUGAACAUGCCACUCAUUACUCUAAAAACUGAGCCAGAGGAAGAGAGUACGUACUGCUCGUGUUCUAAAAUAUGUUUUCUCAUUUACUUGAAUAUAAUAAUCGUACGUGAAAUGCUUUUUUUCUUUGCAGUUAUUUCCUUUAAAGUGAAAGUGGAGGAGAUGGAGAUGGAGACACCGAUCACUCCGGAUGUUGAAGACAAUGAAGACAAUGGAAUCCAAACCCCUCCAUUUUCCUUACUGAAAGAAGAAAGUCUAGAGUGAUGCUUUAGACUGGAUGGCUAUGUACUGAUGGAGAUUAUAGGAAUACUCUUAUCUCUUUAGGUAAAAGAGAGGGGGGGGAGACAACAUUCUGUUAUUUUGUAUACUAUUUCUUGUUUUUUUGUACCCUUUUCUUUUUCAUUCAAUAAAAACUUUGGUAGUAGCUAUAAAUUAUA